AUGAGGAGCAGCAAAUCAAAAGAGGUGCCUUUACCAAAUCCAAGGAACUCUCAAAGCAAGGAUACUGUUCAAGCAGAUAUAACCACAUCGUGGGAUGCACUUUCUCAGACUAAGGCUGCUCUGAGACACAUUGAAAACAAAUUAGAAGUAGCCCCUACAAGUACAGCUGUGUUUGAUUCUGUCAUGGAUACCAAGAAAUCUUCUGCAAGUGCUACCCGAAAAAUAAGUAGAAAAGAUGGUAGAUACCGGGAUGAUUCUUGGGCUGAUGCUCCAACCGCCAAAUCUUGCACAUCACGGAAAGAGAAAUCCCGGAGCCCUCUCAGAGUUACCACCCUGGAGAGCAACGUAAAAAAAAAUAACCGUGUGGAGUUUCGUGAACCUUUGGUUUCUUACAGGGAAAUCCAUGGUACAACUUCCAAUAUAAGUCCUAGCCAUCUAGAGUCAAAGCAUGUAUAUUGUGUGGAUGUUAAUGAAGAAAAGCCUGAGAACAGGAACCGGAUGAUAUGCAAUCGAGAAGAACAGAAUAUACAUUGCUGUGAUUUUGAGAGCUCCCAGUCAUCUGUCAUCAAUGGUACAGUGGUUAGGUUUUUAAAUGAUCGACCAGCAAUUGAUGCAUUGCAAAAUUCUGAAUGUUUGAUUAAGAUGGCAGCUCCUGUGAGAACUGAGGAAGAAAAUCCUAAUAGAGCAAAAGGAAAUGAGAAGGCUUCUGUAAGUAACAUGGGCCAUGAUGUUGAUCCAAAAGUGUUACGGAUAACUGACUCUUCUCCGUCCUCUACUAGUACUUCUAAUUCCCAAAGGUUAGAUAUCUUAAAGCAGCGACAACAUGAUGUCAAACUGGAAAAACUCAAGGAGCGAAUUAGAAAACAGUGGGAACACUCAGAAGAAACAAAUGGCCGGGGUCAGAAUCUGGGUCAUAUUGACCAUCCAGUAAUGGUUGUUAAUGUUGAUAACUCAGUGACAGCAAAGGUCAGGAAAGUGGCAACAGCACCACCUGCUCCAACAUAUAAAGGCUUCAAUCCUUCAGAGACCAAGAUUCGAACACCUGAUGGGAAAGUGUGGCAGGAGGCUGAAUUUCAAAACAUGAGUAGAGAAUUGUAUCGAGACUUAGCACUUCACUUUGCAGAUGAUAUCUCUAUGAAAGAGAAACCUGCUGAAAAAAGUAAAGAGAAGAAAGUGGUCAAGCCAGUACGAAAAGUCCAAAAGGUAACACAGUUACCAAGUCCAGAAGGCAAAACAGGUAGCAGUCGUCUGAUAAGUACAUCCUCUUGGCGAGAUGGACAAAAAUUAGUAAAGAAGAUCCUGGGGCCUGCACCCAGAGUGGAGCAAAAAGAGCGAAGAACAGCAUCAAAUGACAGAAGUGGAAGAGAAAGAACUACUAAAUCUGGGGGUCAUAUUGGAAGAGCAGAAUCUGAUCCUAGAUUGGAUGUUUCACAUAGACAUCUUCCACGAAACUCAGAACGUUCGAGAAGUAGACCUCGGUCUGAAAAUAAUACAAAGAAAUUAGCUCCAUCUCUUCCAGAUAAUAAACAGGAGGAAAAUACUGCCUUGAAUAAGGACUUUUUACCUCUUGAAAUUCGUGGAAUUCUUGAUGACCUACAGCUGGAUUCUACAGUUCAGGCUGCAAGGCAAGAGACAGGAGAGUUACAGAAUCAGAAGUCAUCAGCACCAGUACAGGCUCCUAGGAGUCACAGCCCAGUAAAAAGAAAACCUGACAAAAUAACAGCUAAUGAAGAUCCCCCUGUUAUUUCCAAAAAGCGCCACUAUGACACAGAUGAGGUACGCCAGUACAUUGUUAGACAGCAGGAGGAAAGGAAGAGGAAGCAAAAUGAAGAGAAGAAGGCCCAAAAGGAGGCCACUGAGCAGAAGAACAAACGAUUACAGGAGCUCUAUCGGAAACAGAAAGAAGCCUUUACUAAAGUAAAAAAUGUGCCUCCUUCUGAGCCAUCAGUAACUAGGCGACUGCAGGAUACUUAUUCCAAACUGCUACUAGAAAAGACCUUGCUCGAAGAGCCACCUCAUCAACAUGUUACACAGGAAACACAGACCAGACCAGGGUAUCAGCCUUCUGGAGAAUCUGACAAAGAAAACAAAGUACAGGAACGUCCCCUAAGUGCAUCUUCUAGUAGUGACAUGUCUCUGUCAGAACCUCCACAACCUCUUGCAAGAAGGGACUUGAUGGAACCUACAUGGAUGCAGCCUGACAGAUUGAGCCCACGAGUCCAGAAUUCUCAACCACAGCCUCUUGUUGGAACAGCUGGAAAUUUACUCUCCCAUCUCUUGAGUCUAGAGCAUGUAGGAAUUUUGCAUAAGGAUUUUGAAUCUGUCUUACCAACCAGAAAGAACCAUACUGUGGCCUCAGGGCCACUAACUUAUACACCUCAACCAUAUCUGACCUCACCAGCUGCUCAUCCAGAUGCCUUGUUAAAACCUAGUGCCAGCCAAUAUAAGAGUAAACUGGAUCGUAUUGAAGCCUUGAAAGCAACAGCUGCUUCUUUGUCCAGCAGGAUUGAAAGUGAAGCCAAGAAAUUAGCUGGGGCUAACAUAAACUAUGGGUCAGUCUGGAACGCCGAGUAUGAUGUACAGCAAACACUCCAAGAAGAGGGACCAUGGACCAAGGCUGUAAGUCCGCCUGUGAAAGAGGAUACUGAAGAUGUUUUCUCUGCCCGAAUUCAAAAGAUGAUGGGAACCUGUGUAGCUCAUGCAACUUUUGAUGAAGAUCUUCCUGGUGUAGGCAACCUCAGUGAAUUUAAAAAGCUUCCUGAAAUGAUAAGACCUCAUAGUGCCAUAUCAAGGUUCAGAAUGAGAUCCCCUGGUCCCAAACCAGAGGGGCUCCUGGCACAGUUGUGUAAGAGGCGGACUGACUCUUCCAGCUCUGAUAUGCAAGCUUCUCAAGACAAAGCCAAAUUGUCUUUUGGUUCCAGCACAGAUUCAGUCAGCGAAGGGCCUCUUCUUAGUGAGGGGAGUCUUUCUGAAGAAGAGGGAGGCCAAGAUGGACAGCCCACGUUGAAGGUAGCAGAAAUCUUAAAGGAAAAGGAAUUUUGUGCUGGAGAAAGAAAUGGUUAUGAACCCAUCAAAGAGUUUCAGAAGGAAGCUGAAAAAUUCUUGCCACUUUUUGGGCACAUAGGUGGUACACAAAGCAAAGGACCAUGGGAAGAAUUGGCAAAGGGAAGUCCACAUAGUGUCAUUAAUAUUUUUACAAAGUCGUAUCAGUUGUAUGGAAAAGGGUUUGAAGAUAGGUUGGAAAGAGGAACCUCAGCAUCGCGUCCUUUAAAUGUCAUUACAACCCCUUUAAGCAGUGUUUCAUAUGAAGAUGAUUUUGUCUCCUCUCCAGGGAGUGGGACUUUGACAGAAAGAAAAUCAGCUGUUGAACCUAAUGGUAGCAAUUUGGGCAUUCAGGAGGACCAUUCUAGCAGAAAGUCUGCCUACGAUCUGUCCUCUGUGGAUGUUACCUCCCAGCAUUCGUCAGGAACCCAGUCUGCUGCAUCGUCUCGUUCAUCUACUUCUUCUAAAGGGAAGAAAGGAAAAAAAGAAAAGAUAGAAUGGCUGGAUUCACUCACUGGAAAUGUUCAGAACUCACUUCUUGAUGAGGAGAAAGUACACUCUGGCUCAGAACGUGGCUCUCAUCAAGGAAAGAAAUCUGGGACCAGUAGCAAACUUUCUGUUAAAGAUUAUGAGCAGACUCUUGAUACUGAUAGCAUUUUGGAGGAUCUUCCUGGGCAUUCUGUGAGUGUCUCAUCAGACAAGGGAAGAUCUCAGAAAACUCCAACUUCUCCCCUGUCUCCAAGUUCCCAGAAAUUGUUGCAGUUUGACCUUCCAGGAACUUCAUUAGAAAGAUCUAAAUCCUCGGUAAUAACGCCUCCAUCUAUAACAGGAUUUAAGCCUAAUGCACCUUUUACCGAUAUGAACCUUGCUGCCAGCAGAACAACAGAGAUGGCCUCAACACCAGGUUCUAAGCGCUUUUCUCCUGCUGGCCUCCAGCAUCGUAUGGCGGCAGAACUCAGUUACCUGAGUGCCAUUGAGGAGUCAGUGCGCCAGCUAUCAGAUGUGGAAAGAGUUAGAGGCAUAUCACUUGCUCAGCAGGAGAGUGUAUCUCUGGCUCAGAUCAUAAAGGCACAGCAGCAACGCCAUGAAAGAGACUUGGCCCUUUUGAAAUUGAAGGCUGAACAAGAGGCUUUAGAAUGUCAGAGACAGUUAGAAGAAACCCGAAACAAAGCAGCUCAGGUCCAUGCAGAAUCCAUACAGCAGGUGGUCAAAUCACAAAGGGAAGUAACUGAGGUCCUGCAGGAAGCAACUUGUAAAAUAGCCGCUCACCAAGCAGACACUGCUCGCGUCACCACAGAUGCGGCUCGCCAAAUCUGUGAAAUGGCAGAGUUGACUCGAACUCAUAUCUCAGAUGCCAUCACUGCUUCAGGAGCUCCCCUGGCAACGCUAUACGACCACCACCGACAGCAUGCUCCAGACUUUGUGAAACAGCUGAGGACCAGAGCUGAAACGGAUAGGAAAAAUCAAUCUGUUUCACUCUCUCAGAGUAAAGAAGGGACCCUUGACUCAAAGCAUCAGAAGUAUUCCCCUUCAUUUGAUAGUUACUCUGAGUCUUCAAGAUACAAGAAUCAUGAUCGAAGAAGUAGUAGUGGUAGUAGCCGUCAAGAAAGCCCUUCAGUUCCAUCUUCUAAGGAAAAUGAGAGGAAACUUCAUGGUGAAAAGACGGAGAGUUCUAUUGAUGAACAGGUUCAGACUGCUGUAGAUGAUUCUUUACGAAGUGACAGUGUGCCAUCUCUUCCUGAUGAGAAAGAUUCCACUUCUAUUGCAACAGAAUAUUCCCUGAAAUUUGAUGAAUCUAUGACAGAAGAUGAAAUAGAAGAAAAAUCAUUUCGAUCUUUACUACCUUCUGAGAGUCAUCGCAGAUUUAACAUGGAAAAAAAGAGAGGCCAUCAUGAUGACUCUGACGAUGAAGCCUCUCCAGAAAAGGCAACACUGUCUUCUGCCAAGGAGCUGAGCAUGCCAUUCUCAGGAGGACAAGAUAGUUUUUCUAAAUUUACUAUGGAGAUGGUCCGACAGUACAUGAAAGAAGAGGAAAUGAGGGCGGCUCACCAGUCUUCACUCCUGCGUCUCCGGGAGAAAGCCCUGAAGGAGAAAACCAAGGCUGAAUUAGCCUGGCUGGAGCAUCAGAAAAAACAUCUACGAGACAAAGGAGAAGAUGAUAAAAUGCCCCCACUUCGAAAGAAACAGCGUGGUUUGCUUUUAAGGUUGCAGCAAGAGAAGGCAGAAAUUAAACGUCUUCAAGAAGCCAAUAAGGCAGCUCGGAAGGAAAGACAACUGAUUCUGAAACAGCAGGAGGAGAUAGAAAGGAUCCGACAGACCACCAUAAAGUUACAGGAGAAGUUAAAGUCGGCAGGGGAGAAUAAAUUGGACUCCCAUAGUGAUGAUGAUACAAAGGAUAAUAAGGCAACCAGCCCUGGUCCAACUGACUUGGAGACCCGAAGUCCUUCCCCCAUUUCAAUCUCCAGCAGUGAAACUAGCAGCAUUAUGCAGAAACUGAAAAAAAUGAGAAGCCGCAUGGAUGAAAAGUUUCUUACAAAGCGAGAGCAAAAACUAAUGCAACGGCGACAACAUGCAGAGGAGCUGCUCGAAUGGAAGCGACGUUUGGAUGCUGAGGAAGCCGAAAUUCGUCAAAUGGAAAAACAAGCUUUGGCUGCCUGGGACAAAGAAUUAAUAAAACCUAAAACUCCGAAGAAAGAACUUGAGGAUGAGAGAACAGAACAGAAAGAAAUAGCAAGUGAAGCAGAAUCUCCACUACCUUCCUACUCUCACCUACACAGUGAAAGCUCUAUUCCAGAAGAAUUGGGCAGCCCUGCUGUUGGAUAUAUACCAUCUGAGUCUGUAGCUCAAGAGCAGCCAGGGAGUCCAGAUCAUAGUGUACUUACUGAAGAAAUGGUUUUUUCACAAGAACUGGAAUCUUCUACCUCUCCUAGUAAACAUUCACCUCCCAAAAGCUGCACAUCCGUGUCAAAGCAGGAGUCUAGCAAAGGAAGUCAUAGGACUGGAGGACAGUAUCGUCUGCCUGUCAAAUCCCAUCAACACUGUUACAGUUGGUCUGAUGAGUCAUUAUCUAUGACACAGUCAGAAACAACAUCUGACCAAAGUGACAUUGAAGGUAGGAUCAGAGCCCUAAAGGAUGAGCUGCGGAAAAGGAAAUCAGUUGUGGACCAGCUGAAGAAGGAACAGAGAAAACGGCAGAAGGAAAGAUUGAAAGCCCAAGAAGCCAGUCUGAUCAAACAGUUAGAGUCAUAUGAUGAAUUCAUUAAGAAAACUGAAGCAGAGCUUAGCCGAGAUUUGGAAACAUCACCAACAGCCAAGCCUCAGAUUAAAACGCUCUCCUCAGCUUCUGAAAAACCCAAGAUCAAGCCCCUUCCAUUACACAGAUCUGAAACAGCAAAGAACUGGAAAUCACUAACAGAAUCAGAACGCUCCAGAGGAUCAUUGGAGUCCAUUGCUGAACAUGUUGAUGCUGCAUUGGCAGGUUCUGAGAGAUCAGUAUCAGAAAGGUCUUUAUCUGCAUAUGCAAAGAGAGUGAUUGAAUUGGAUAGACAAACAGAAGAGCAUUUUCAGACUUCAUCUCCAAUUCUUAGCUCAUCAAGGAGAACCAGAGCAGAAUCUGGAGAUUCUCUAGAAAAUGUACCUUCAUUACCUCUUCUCAAAGAAUUGAAUGCCCCUAAUAGAAUUCUGGAUGUGUCAGAGGCCAAGGUUGAAGAAGACUCUAGUCAAAAAUCAGAAAUACAAGAAGUAGACUAUACAAAACUGGAGGCAAGUGUGAUUGAAGAUGCCUAUUCGAAACAAUCUAGGAAGUCUGACGUCUUACUGAAACUAGACCUGGAACAGGGAGAUUCAUCUGAAAUUCUUUCAAGGAAAGAUCUUCCUUUAGAUUCUGUAAAUGUUCAGAAAGACUUAGUUAGAUUAGCCAUUGAAAAUCUUCAUAGAAAGGAGCUGAAAGAGAAAGAGUCAGAUCAAGAUAUGGAUCAUAGUCCAAACAUCAAAUCAGAAAAAGACGUUCAGGAACAAAAGAACAUAAAGGAAAGGGACUUGUCUUUGUUAGAACAGUUUUUUGCUCCUAAAGAGAUAGCAUACUCUGAUUUUGAAGUGUCUUCUUUCAAGAAAGACGUUUCAUCUGAAUUGUACAAAGAUGACUUCGAGGUGUCAUCUUUGUUGUCACUCAGGAAAGACUCUCAGUCUUGCAGAGACGAAUCACAGCCAACCAGGAACUCUACAAGUAGAGCCAUUAGCUUUGGCAGUGAUGAUGAAAUCAGUGAGUGCCUCAGUGAGAAAAGCCUUUCUGUUCGUAGCAGUGUCCACUCUGAGAGGCUGUUGGAACUCAAGUCCCCUACUGAGCUUAUGAAAAGUAAGGAGCGCAGUGAUGUAGAGCAUGAACAGGGGGUUACGGAGUCCCCUUCCUUGGUUUCAGUUUCUGUGGCAGAUGAGUUACAUGAUUUCCACAUUGGUGAUAGGGUGUUGAUUGGCAAUGUUCAGCCAGGAACUCUUCGAUUCAAAGGUGUGACUAGUUUUGCUAAAGGAUUUUGGGCUGGAGUGGAGUUGGAUAAAGCUGAAGGAAAUAACAAUGGAACGUAUGACGGCAUUGUAUACUUUGUGUGCAAAGAGAAGCAUGGUAUUUUUGCUCCUCCUCAAAAAAUAUCUCACAUUCCAGAAAACUUUGAUGACUAUGUAGACAUAAAUGAAGAUGAAGAGUCUUACUCAGAUGGACAGUAUCAAUACUAUAAUCAAGAACAAAAAGCUAGAGCGGAUUCCAAGUUUGAUAGAGAAAAGGAUGCAGUUGAAUAUUUUUAUGAGAACUCUCUACCUAGUGUGCACGGUAUAGAAGCCUCACUUGAUAGAAGCCUUAAAAUAGAAACAGACGACAUUCAGGACAUUUCUGGAGUACUUGAAGCCCAUGUUCACCAGCAGUCUUCGGUGGAUUCACUGAUCUGUUCAAAGGAAAACAAAGACCUUGUUUCUGGUGCCACAGAAAAGGUUUCCAUUGCUGUAGAAGGCGAUACUUUAGAUAAUAACUUUUCUGAAGAGUUAAAGAAGCAACAGCAGUUUACAGAAAAGGAAGAGAACCUAUAUCCCGAGGUGUCGGAAAAGCUUUCUACUCCACUUCUGGAUCUUUUAACAAGAGAAAAGAACCAAUUGGAAGCCCAGCUGAGGUCAUCACAAAGUGAGGGAAAAAAGUCAAAGCAACAGCUAGAAAAAGUUAGCUUACUGACAGACAGUUUACUAACAGUCUUUGUGAAGGACACGGUCUAUCAACUACAGGAAAUCAAAAAAGCUAGGAAUGAGAAAAUCCAGCUUAGCAAUCAGGAGCUUCUUGAUGAUGAUCAAAAGAAAGUACUGCCCCAAGCCCUAUCCCCAAAUCAUGAGGAGCAAUCAUCAGGUGUUCCAGGUUGCUUCUUAAGGUCUGAAUUGGAAGAUGAAAAAGAAGAGAUUUCUUCACCAGAUAUAUGCCCCAGACCUGAGAGUCCAGUAUUUGGUGCCAGUGGGCAGGAAGAACUUGCGAAGAGACUUGCUGAACUUGAGAUCAGCCGGGAGUUUCUGAGCGUGUUAGGAGAUGACCAAGACUGGUUUGAUGAAGACUUUGGUUUGAGCUCUUCUCACAAGAUCCCCAAAAAUAAGGCAGAAGAAACAAUUGUACCUUUAAUGGCAGAACCUAAAAGAGCUCCCCAGAAGCCAUGUGAAACACUAUUGGCAGUUCCACAUACUACAGAGGAAGUAGAAAUUCUUGUACAUAAUGCAGCAGAAGAACUGUGGAAAUGGAAAGAAUUAGGUCAUGAUCUUCAUAGCAUCAGCAUUCCUACAAAACUGCUUGGCUGUGCUAGUAAGGGUCUAGAUAUAGAAAGCACUAGUAAAAGGGUCUACAAACAGGCGGUUUUUGAUUUAACAAAAGAGAUUUUUGAGGAAAUAUUUGCGGAGGAUCCCAACUUAAAUCAACCUGUCUGGAUGAAGCCAUGUAGAAUCAACUCCAGUUAUUUCCGACGAGUGAAAAAUCCAAAUAACCUUGAUGAAAUCAAGAACUUCAUAGCCACAGAAGUACUCAAGUUGUUUAGUCUUAAAAAGGAACCAAACCACAAAACAGAUUGGCAGAAAAUGAUGAAAUUUGGAAGAAAGAAAAGAGAUCGAGUGGAUCAUAUCCUGGUCCAGGAGCUCCACGAAGAGGAGGCACAGUGGGUGAACUAUGAUGAGGAUGAAUUGUGUGUGAAGAUGCAGCUAGCUGACGGGAUCUUUGAGACCUUGAUCAGAGAUACUAUUGAUGUUCUGAAUCAGAUCAGUGAGAAACAGGGGAGAAUGCUACUUGUGUGACAUCUUGCAAAUAAACCGAACACUGAGUGCUAACAUGAGUCCUGGGCCUUUCUGCCUCCUGAUACACACCCCA
Messenger RNA from Odobenus rosmarus divergens (Pacific walrus), 9421 nucleotides. RefSeq names its product centrosomal protein 350kDa (gene CEP350). Lineage: Eukaryota; Metazoa; Chordata; Mammalia; Carnivora; Odobenidae. The coding region runs from base 1 to 9348 and encodes 3115 amino acids. Gene Ontology annotation, biological process: microtubule anchoring. The record is from RefSeq and is a predicted model, not a curated record. Gene Ontology annotation, cellular component: centrosome. The transcript is spliced from 37 exons. Gene Ontology annotation, molecular function: microtubule binding.